AUGGAAUACUUCGACUUUGAUGGAGCCUCAUAUGGUUCCCAAGCUCGCGACGACGAUGUGGCCUCGAAUACUUUCGAGAUCGACGAAAGCGAUGCGACUGCAAACUGUGAUUCUCUUUUGCUUGAACAGCCAUUGGACUUCUCCAAUCAAAUGCAGGAGCAGAACCCUUUGGCUCAGAAAAUAGAAUCCCUUCCAGACAACGGACAGUGUCACGAUACUCUCCCAAUAUUCCGAGCCAAAGUCCCUUGCGAUUUUUGCAGGCACAUGAAUCUGGAAUGCUUCGUCGUUAUUAGAGGUGUGUUGCAGAAUGGUUGCACGUGCUGCAUUUCCCUUUACCGAGAGUGCAGUUUUACGCAUGCCAAAGUGCCGGGCAAGUUUAUGGAUACUUUGCAUGCCAUCUCCGAGAACGUGGACAUCCCCACAGGGGGUCCAACGGGUAGGAAGACUCUUAAAUCCCUUACGGGAAUGACGACCUCGGAAGAUAAGGAGGGUCGCGGGCGGAAGAGUAGUUCUCGACUUUCCCGCGACGCGGUCAGAAUUCUGAAGACCUGGCUCUUGGAACAUCUUGACCAUCCCUACCCGAGUGAGGACGAGAAGGAUGAGCUGAAAAGACGCACUGGGUUGAAACGCACUCAAAUUAGCAACUGGCUUGCUAAUGCGAGGCGGCGUGGAAAGGGCCAACCCUCCCCACUCAGUACUUGUUCAGCGUCUGGUGCCAUUGACAUUCCCGGACAGCGACAACAGCAGCAGCAACAUCCAAAUAUCGCGCUCAUGACGCCCCUGGAGCGUUGGAAGUACUCUCCCCCCGAAAACGAACCUGCUGCUACUUCCGAUAUUUUGCGAGCCCUGGUGAAUACACCGCUGGACUCGACACGGCAGUCGGGUCACGUGCGUUCCCUUUCUCGUAAGGAGUCAAGCAAUGACUCAAGCCAUGCCAACUCCAAUAUAUUCAAGGCCCCAUCCAACAGUAGUUUGGGGACCAGUCGGUCCGCCAGUCGAUCAUCUGUCUCUGACCUGUCCUUUGCUUCUGCCUUCUCCCACCGGUCCUCCUUGGAGUCCUUUGGCUCAAUGGACAGGAAGGAUCGUCGCCGUCGUCGCAAGCCAUCAACAGCACUGAACCCUUUCAAUCAACAGAAGGCUCGAAGUGCUCGCAUCUUUCAAUGCACUUUCUGUACCGACUCCUUUGCAACCAAAUAUGAUUGGCAGCGGCACGAGAAGUCCCUGCAUCUUGCCUUGGAGAAAUGGACGUGUUCACCCCAUGGGGGUGUUGUCUAUGUCAACGGCGCCAAUCGAUGUGUCUUCUGCAUGGCGAGUGACCCCGACACUGACCAUCUGGAGUCCCACUGCUAUAGUACCUGCCAAGAGAAGACGGUCGCUGAGCGAACAUUCUAUCGCAAGGACCACCUCAAUCAGCAUUUGAGAUUGAUGCAUAAUGUGAAGUUCAACUCGUACAUGGCCCAAUGGCAAAGUACCACCACCGAGCUCAAAUCGCGUUGUGGCUUCUGCGGCACAACACUUAGUACUUGGAAGGACCGUGUUGAGCAUAUCGCUGCGCAUUUCAAGAACGGAGCUGAGAUGGCUCAAUGGCAGGGGGACUGGGGCUUUGAACCUUUUGUUCAGGGCUUGGUAGAGAACGCAAUGCCACCUUAUCUCAUCGGUCAAGAACGGAAAACACUGGACCCUUACACAACCUCGCGUUCCUUCGGACCAUCAUCCCGUACCCUCAAUGAUGCAGCCCCCCGCUUGAGUGAACCCGACGACGCCAAUUGUUUUCAUCGCCUACAACGCGAGCUUACUGCUUUCAUCCACAGUAAUGUUGCAGAAGGUAUCAUCCCAACAGAUCAAAUGAUUCAGGAUCAUGCUCGGACCGUCAUCUAUAGCAAUGCUGACCCUUGGAACCAAACCUGUGCCGAUAACGCCGUUUGGCUGAGUAUCCUGAAGCGGGAUGCUGGCUUGGAAAUGGUACCCGAGGCGGAGAAGUUUGAACUAGACAAUAUCGACAUGCAACCCCCGUUCGCAAUGCAUGGUGGAUUGAGGCAGCCUCCUGUUGAGAAGAAUGUGUUAGCGAGAAGUAUCUGCUCCAAGAUGCCUCUCAAACCAGAAAACUUCAGUCCUGCACUGCAAAGCCCUGCUUUUCCUGGAACAGGUCGGUCCUCCGUUGCCGCAAGUAUGCCUGGAAGCUCGGCCGCUAGCUAUGUUGGCAGUUUUGGAGCUGCACCCUCCGGAGUCAACUCGGGUCUCUCAACCGACUGGGGCAGUAACCUCUCCGCCGGGGUUUCUUCCUCCUUUGCUACACCUGUCAGUGGGUCCGUCUCAGUUGAUCCAUUUGUUCAAAUGGGCUUCGAGCCGGAGUUUCUGCAACAAUUGAACAAUCGAUACGGCGAGAUGCAGCUGGACGACAUGGAGGGGAUAAUGUUUGAUAUGGAGAAAGGACGUGAUACUGAGGUGGUCCCCGAGAGUGAUGUAUACAAAAUGUCUUCAACAGCAGAUGAUGGUAUUCCCGCCUCCAACGUCGGGUCCGCGCCCAGCAAAAUUCUCAAUCCUGGGCAGACUGGAGUCGGAACACACCAAGCCCAGACAUCACUCAAGGACGUAUUCAAUCCCAGCAUGGGUGGUGACGUCUGA
This is a messenger RNA of Aspergillus clavatus NRRL 1, 2625 nucleotides long. Its product is annotated as putative homeobox and C2H2 transcription factor. The transcript has a single exon. Gene Ontology annotation, biological process: regulation of DNA-templated transcription. The coding region runs from base 1 to 2625 and encodes 874 amino acids. The record is from RefSeq and is a predicted model, not a curated record. NCBI's taxonomy places the organism in Eukaryota, Fungi, Ascomycota, Eurotiomycetes, Eurotiales, Aspergillaceae. Gene Ontology annotation, molecular function: DNA binding.